Molecule: messenger RNA, 1390 nt
Organism: Epinephelus fuscoguttatus (brown-marbled grouper)
Lineage: Eukaryota; Metazoa; Chordata; Actinopteri; Perciformes; Serranidae
Gene: tmem167b
Product: transmembrane protein 167B
Exons: 3
Coding region: 150-374 (74 amino acids)
Source: RefSeq, a predicted model, not a curated record
AGUGUAAGCCAGUGAAACCGGAAAUGUCAACCGACUGACUGCGAAGCGAAUAAGACUGCAUUAUAUCUCCACUUUAUGCAUGACAUGAUGGAUUGUUAAUUUAAAGCAAGAACCCGUCAUAAUACAUCGUCAAAGAGCAAACUGCGAAUAUGACAAAUGUGUACUCUUUCGAUGGCAUCUUGGUGUUUGGGCUGCUGUUCAUCUGCACUUGUGCAUACCUCAAAAAGGUGCCGCGGCUCAACAGCUGGCUGCUGUCAGAGAAGAAAGGAGUGUGGGGCGUCUUCUACAAAGCUGCGGUAAUUGGGUCGCGGCUUCACAUUGCCGUGGCGGUUUCCUGUUUGGCCAUGGCUUUCUACAUUGUCUUCUUGAAAUGAUAGCGUCAGACUGGACUGGAAAGGACACUGGACGGGUGCAGACUGGGGAUGGACUCAUCUCUGUGGUCAUGUGCUAAUCCUUGUUGGGGUACACCUCCUGGAUUACCUGACCAAUGAAACCCCGUUUGCCCUGUGGACCCAUGUAAAAGACUAGCCAGUGCUGCCCCCUUCUGGUGACUGGGUACAUAACUCCUCCCUUGAUAAUGUGUGUGCACUACAAUCAUGAAGGGCAUCCGCAAUCUACUCUACAGUUAUUACAGAGGAGAGGAGUCACAUGGUAUCAUUCUGUUGUAGGGUAACACUGUUGGUUGUCUCCAUCUACACCCCAUAAAUAUUUAUAUCGAAGGAUGCAGAAGAUUGAAGGGCAGUGUGUGCAUUAUACCAUAUACCUGUAUACAACCCAAAACUAGCCUAGCUGUAUAUAUUUGGGAAAAGAUGUGACCAAUAGAGAUUUGCCAGAGGUUUUGUGUGAUAAAACUGAACAUGAUCAAUUCUGCUUGCUCCCAGCUAUGCUGUUUUUUCUGUAUCACCUCUUGUGUCAAGGGUGGAGGGGAAGAUAAACAAAGCUAAUAUAUAAAGAUGUUCUUGUGUACACUAUAUUUUACUUACUCGUAAUCUUCAGUGCUGUUGGGCUUCUCCUGAGCUUUGUUUUAGGUUUGAAAUACACAUUUUGCACAAGUGUAUGUUGUAUUUACUUUGACAUCUGAUACUGGAUAACCUGUUUUAACUGUCACAAAUUGUUACAAAUUGAACUGUAAGUCAUGUAGGAGUAUCACAGCACUAAUAACUUUUGAAAGAGGCAUAUCUCAACGUAUUGUUAAAAUUGGAUAGCUAUAUCAGACUUGCCUGAAGAUUUAAAUGCAAUGCCAAAUAAGGAUGGUGCUUCUCAUGCCAUCUUAAUGACAAACUGUUAUUCUGAGUUUAAUUCUGCCACCUUAUUUUAUAUUUUUCAAAGAAAAAAUAAUGUUUUUGGGAGGGGAUGCAAUGCAGUUUUGAGUAAAACAUUAAUCAGAAAA